This is a messenger RNA of Hevea brasiliensis (rubber tree), 1114 nucleotides long. RefSeq names its product zinc finger protein 8-like. NCBI's taxonomy places the organism in Eukaryota, Viridiplantae, Streptophyta, Magnoliopsida, Malpighiales, Euphorbiaceae. The record is from RefSeq and is a predicted model, not a curated record. Bases 289 to 993 code for a protein of 234 amino acids. The transcript has a single exon. Gene Ontology annotation, biological process: response to gibberellin; trichome differentiation; trichome morphogenesis. Gene Ontology annotation, molecular function: DNA-binding transcription factor activity.
AGAACUUGUGGCCGUGUCAGCCCUCACUCUCUGAUGGGUGAGCCCCAAUUGUCCAUUCAUAACACCACCAGUACUCUUUCUCAACCCUACCCUUUGUAGGCCCCACCCCACCAUCACACACCCACAUACAAACCCUUUCUCCUCCUCCUACCCCUCCUCCUUUCUCAAUUUCUCCUCCACCUCCCACCUCCCGCCACCUCCUGACCAUCCACCAGCCAGCCCCGCACCUCCUCCUGCAUAAAACACUGGGCACAUAAACUACAUAGCUAGCAUAAUUCAAUUUUCUUGAUGGAUAAGAGUGAAAGAGAGACUCACGACUUCAUGAACGUGGAGUCCUUCUCUCAGCUACCUUUUAUCCGCCCUGCACUCGUCAAAGAAAAGGGCAUUCGCCUCUUUGGCAUAGAAUUCGGAGGCAACGUCGACACUAUUGCAGCGGCUGAUGAGUCUGCGUCCGCCGAAACCAAUGAAGACACUGCAAAAGAAAGCGAAAGUAGUGGAGAUAACAAUAGAAGAUUUGAGUGUCAUUACUGUUGUAGAAAUUUCCCUACAUCUCAAGCUUUGGGUGGCCAUCAAAACGCGCACAAAAGAGAACGCCAGCACGCAAAACGGGCUCAUCUUCAGUCGGCAAUGGUUCACAAUAGCCUCUCUGACGCUCAUAUUUAUGGGCUGGUAAAUUACAGGAUAGGCUCAACUCCUACCCCAACCAUGUCUUACCCUUCAUGGAAUAGCCACGCCAAUAGUUCUAGGUUUUAUGGUAGCCAUGGCUCCUACUCUCAGCAGCCCAUCAAUGGGAGUCCAUUAGGCCUGUUGCGGUUCCCAGCCGCUCACGGUAGUGCUACUCAUCAUCAAGACCGUUCUGUGCAUCCCUUGCCUUUGUUUGCAGGCGAGGAGUUGAAGCCUUCGCAGGUGGGUGGCUCUAGCUCGCAGGGACAGUAUGGAUACGAGUCAAAGCCAAGCGUGCAAGACCAUGUGAGUUUAGAUCUUCAUCUGUAAUUCGAUAUAUAACUUGAACAAAACGAGAAACUGAGAUUUUCUUUAGCUGCUAAUUAAUUAAUUAAUCUUUUAUCAUGCAAAUGAGACAAUUCUAAUUAAGAACACCCAUUAGCCUUUUCUA